GUCUCAUCGUAUGCUCGCUCCUCCUCGCCUCGUCUUUCUCCUCCAAGAAUCUUUCUUUCCAUGCAACAAUCUUUACCAGUGCUCUUCCUCUCUCUCUCUCUCUCUCUCCACCGUCCUCCUCAUGGCGUGUCUGCCCUCCCUCUCUCUCGCCGCCAGGGUCGGGCUCGACCCAUCUUCGCUGCGCUCGAGAGUCUCCGGUCACGUCUCUCCUCUCGCCGUGGAGAAGCCGCCGGGCAUUUGUUGCGGAACGAAUAACGCCAGCGCUAGCCCAACGGCGACUCUGGAGGUCGAGUCUUUAGACUUCAGAGAAGGGCUCUCCGUGUUGGAAGAUGGGACGGGACUCGGACCCUUUGAUUAUGUCCCCCUUUUGCAAGAAUGCAUGGAGAGGCGUCUGGUUUCUGAUGCUGAAGCUGUUCAUGCCCACAUCAUUAAAACGGGAGCCUGUGAAGAUUUGUAUGUCAUGACGUUCCUUGUGAAUGUUUAUGCGCAAUGCGGGGCUAUGAUUGCUGCCCGUAAGGUUUUUGACGGUCUGCCGAGGAGAAACGUCGUUACCUGGACGACCCUGAUCACGGGUUAUGUCCACAACUCUGAGCCAGAGCUCGCCAUCCGAGUCUACCUGGAAAUGUUAGAAACAGGGUCUUAUCCUACCAAUUAUACCUUGGGGAUCGCUCUGAAUGCGUGUUCCUCUUUGAGAUCUCUGGAACUGGGGAAACAAAUUCACGCCUACAUAGUUAAGUACCGGAUUGAACAGGAUGCGAGCAUUGGCAAUGCACUUUGUAGCUUGUACUCCAAAUUUGGCAACUUAGAUUAUGCUGUUAAAACUUUCAGAGGUAUUACGGAGAAGAAUGUGAUUUCUUGGACUGCUAUUAUAUCUGCUUGCAGCGAAAAUGGCAAGGCUGCUUCUGGGUUGAGUUUCUUCAGUGAGAUGCUUUGGGAGAAUGUUGAACCCAAUGAGUUCACCUUAACUUGUGUUUUAAGCCUUUGUUGUACAGUGAUGUCUUUGAGUUUAGGGAAACAGGUUCACUCCUUGAGCAUAAAGCGUGGUUAUCAAUUGAACCUACCAGUUAGGAAUUCUGCGAUGUAUUUGUACCUCAAGUGUGGGUUGGUAGAUGAGGCAUACAAAUUGUUCAAUGAAAUUGAAUCCUCCAGCUUGGUCACGUGGAACGCCAUCAUUGCAGGGCACGUGCAAAUUAUGGAUUUUGCAUCUGACAAUCUUUCUGCAUACCAAGGUGGGACAAGAGCUCUGGAGAUCUUUUUGAGAAUGAUCCACUCUGGCCUGAAGCCUGAUCUUUUCACGUUUUCAAGUGUCUUGACUUUAUGCAGUAAAUUGGUAGCACAAGAGCAAGGGGAGCAGAUUCAUGCGCAGACUAUCAAAACCGGGUGUUUGUCGGAUGUUGUGGUGGGGAGUGCACUGGUUAACAUGUACAGUAAAUGUGGGAGCAUUAGAAGAGCGAGUAAAGCUUUUGUGGAGAUGUCCACCAGAACUUUGAUAUCAUGGACUACCAUGAUCACGAAUUUUGCCAUUCAUGGUAAAACUCAGCAAGCCCUGCAACUCUUUGAGGACAUGAGACUUGUGGGUGUCAAACCCAAUCAAAUUACUUUCGUUGGCGUCUUGGCGGCUUGUGGUCAUUCUCUAAUGGUAGAUGAGGCCCUGAACUACUUUGAGAUGAUGCAGAAGGAAUAUAGAAUUAAGCCUGUCAUGGACCACUUCGAGUUGCUGGUUGACAUGUUUGUGAUGUCGGGUAGGAUAGACGAAGCCUUUGAUUUAAUCAAGAAAAUGCAUUAUGAGCCGAAUGAGUUUAUCUGGUCGGCUUUAAUUACUGGAGCUAGACUUCAUAGAAAUCCGGAAUUAGGGCUUUAUGCAGCUGAGCGGUUGAUCAAGUUAGAGCCAAGAGAUAGUGAAACUUGCAUACCAUUGUUGAAGAUGUACAGAGCAGUAGAGAGGUGGAUAGACAUGUCGAAUGUGGAAAAAUUGAUGAGAGAAUUGCAACCCGUAAAACUAAGAGACUGGAGCUGGAUUUGCAUCAAAGGCAAGGUCUACUCGUUCGAGCCAAAUGAGCAGUUUUGUCCUGGUAAUAAUAUGGAGAUGCACAUGCUGUUGGAAGACUUGCUUGGUCGAGCAAAGACACUUGGAUAUGAAUUUUCGGGGAGUUCAGAGCUAAAGGAUAAUGAGGACGCAAAUAUAUCCUCUAGGAUUCACCAGAGUGAAGAAUUCGCUAUUGCUUUUGGAUUAUUGAACACACCAAAAGCGGCACCAAUACAGAUAAUCAAGAAUACUAGUAUGUGCCAAAACUGCCAUGAUUUUAUCAAAUGCCUAUCGAUUCUAACUGCUAGGAAAAUUGUCAUCCAAGAUCGGAAGAGGCUCCAUAAAUUUGUUGAUGGAAAGUGCUCGUGUGGAGAUUUCUGGGGCCUUCUUUAAAUUUUUCUCUUUCCUCACGAUCUGGAUGGCCUGCUAUAAUAGAAAAGCUACCUGGUUGCUAACA
Molecule: messenger RNA, 2483 nt
Organism: Eucalyptus grandis
Lineage: Eukaryota; Viridiplantae; Streptophyta; Magnoliopsida; Myrtales; Myrtaceae
Product: pentatricopeptide repeat-containing protein At5g04780, mitochondrial
Exons: 2
Coding region: 11-2419 (802 amino acids)
Biological process (GO): RNA modification
Molecular function (GO): zinc ion binding; RNA binding; protein binding
Source: RefSeq, a predicted model, not a curated record